AUGAAACUAAAUGAAAACGUUUGUAAAAAGCUAAGCGAACCGGCAUACUGGAGUUCGAUUUCGAAAUCAUCGUUGAUUAAGUAUUUAAUUUAUCUCUCACAAAAAACAAAAGAUUCGCUCCCGAAAGACAAGAUUCAAAGUCAAUACAUAUCAGAACUCACCAUAAUCAAACGAAGUUAUAAAGAAAUGGACGAACAAUACAAAACAGUGGUAGAAGCUUUGGAAAAGUUUGCUAAUGAGAAAACAUCAGAGGAAGUGAAGGAUUUCUGGGAAGACAACAAAUUGGACCAAAAACUUAAUAUAUUAGAUAAAAAACAAAAAUUGAUCGAGGCUGAAGGUGUUGUGAAUUUUUUGCAAACGGGAAAUGAACGCUUAAACGAUACUUCGAAGAUGGUUCAUAAGUUUCAGUUAAAUUUUUUGGAAAGAAAUGAAGCAAAAAAAUCCAGAAAUGAUGAACUAGAAGAAGCGGAGGAUGCUAACAAGGAUGAGUUAGCUACGGAUAACAAACCUUAUCUCUUAAGAAAAAGACGAGAUAUCGAUUAUAAUGAGGAACGGAUGAUAAAAAAACAACAUCAAGAUGGAUACUCUACACCAUCACCAUGUAGUCCAAAAUUACAUUCAUUGCCAAUAGAUAAUCCAUUUGUAGUGAAAGAAGACGAGUACGGCACCAUAAUAAUUGAUGAUGUAGACGAACUGUGCUUCAAUGAUGGGGAUCCAGAAAAUGAUCUUAAGAUAGGAGAAAUCAACAUAUCUCAAUUAUUCCGGAAAUACCAGAAUGAGUCAGUAAAGGUCGCAAAGACCGAUGGUCUAUUCGUUGAAUCAAACGUACAUGAAAUACUGGCACUGUCCUCGAUUUUUCUGCUUAUUCCGGGCUCUUACUCAAAAAAGAUGAUCAACAUAUUUGGUUCUCCUCUGCUUGAUGAAGUCUAUAAACAAGUCAAACCUGUUCAGCAAACAGAAAUAGACUCAGAAUGUGAAUCAAAGUUUCGAAAGGUGAUCAAGCAAGCAACAAAAGAGUCGCGUCGCAGUGCCAUAAAAUCACUGCUAGCAGAACUUACGAACGAUCAAACGUUGGAUAAGAACUUGGAUUCUGUUAUCUUGGAAUGUUUGAAAACGUUGCCGACUGGAAAGAUUAAAAAUGAACCAAGCGAAAUAACGUUGAUUACAAAUUAUCUGGACCGCAUCAUGAAGGAAAUAUUUCAUGAUCCAGAUAAACAUAUUGUUGAAUGGCCCAAUACGGGUCUUGAUGAAAGCAAGGCAAGAAAGUCACAGGGAAGAAGCAAACAACCGGACUUUGUAGUAUCUAUUGUCCAUCAGUUACAGACAAGUGGUAUCAUAUUUGUGGGUGAAGUCAGUCCACCUUCAGAAAAGAAUAAUGUUUAUAAGAAUUGUAAUGAUCUAAUCCGUGUUGGUAUAUUUAUGAAAGAUUGUCUUGAUUCAGCUAUAGACUUGGGUGCUGACAUAAAAUUGCUAGGUUUUCAAUGCGUUGGUUUUACAUUAGACUUCUAUAUGAUGGAUCUCAUUCAGGGAACAUAUACUAUGAUCCAUAUUGGGCAAUUUUCAGUUCCAGCUUCAGUAAAAGAAAUGUUGUCUUUUGUUGAUGAAAUAGAAGUGCUUUUAGUAGUACAAGAAAUUUUUCACAAAUCCUUUAAUACUUUUUAUACUAAGAUCUGUAAUCCAAGUUCACCAUCAACAAAAGCAAGUUUCAAACGUGAUACUCUUGGAACACCAAAAUUUAAACAGCUUGUUAGCAAGACACGUGACUGUCACAGAAGUUGUCCAUUUUGGUUUGGACGUUUUUAG
Molecule: messenger RNA, 1803 nt
Organism: Cetraspora pellucida
Lineage: Eukaryota; Fungi; Glomeromycota; Glomeromycetes; Diversisporales; Gigasporaceae
Source: the annotation of a GenBank genome assembly